GAUAAAAUCGAAAUAUAUUCUUGGUAAUACAAGUGAUGUGUCGAUUUUAUAUUGUUAUAAUUCAUAAAUGUGUCGAAACAAAAGAGAAGCACCUCGAUCUUUCCACGGCAAACACUUGACAAUCCUCUCCAUCUAACGUCCUGCAGAUUCUGACCGGAACCCUCCAAAUUCUUGCCCCCGCCGGAUCAUUCUAGAACCCCAUCAGUUCUUUCCCUAUUAUAUUCCCUAUUAUAUUAACCUACCUAGCGUGACACUUCGCAUAUCUUCUUCUCCAACCUCCUCUCUGAUUACACUCUCUCUCCCUUGCAGUGAAGUCUUUCUUUCUCGGUACUGUUUGUCAAAACCCAUCUGAAUUUCACAAAAAAAAUGGCUUCUUCAACAGCACAAAUUCUCGGCGGGAUGGGAUUCGGGUCCUCCCCGACUCCGGCGAGAAGACCCAGUUUCUCCUUCGCCACAAAGACUGUAUUUUUGGGCCAGAAUUUGGGUGAGGGUUCAAAGACGGCGGCUUUCCUGAGGUACAAGCGUGGUCCGGCGAGGAGGUUCUCUGCCGGACCGGUGAGGGUCGUGAGCGAAAAAGUGGUGGGGAUCGAUUUGGGGACGACGAACUCGGCCGUGGCGGCGAUGGAAGGAGGCAAGCCGACGAUCGUCACCAACGCUGAAGGGCAGAGGACGACGCCGUCUGUGGUGGCUUAUACGAAAGCCGGCGAUCGGUUGGUCGGGCAGAUCGCCAAACGACAGGCUGUCGUGAACCCUGAGAACACUUUCUUCUCCGUCAAGAGGUUCAUUGGUAGGAAGAUGUCCGAGGUUGACGAGGAGUCGAAGCAGGUUUCGUAUAGAGUGGUGAGGGAUGAGAAUGGGAAUGUGAAGCUGGAUUGCCCUGUUCUGGGUAAGCAGUUUGCUGCUGAGGAGAUUUCAGCUCAGGUGUUGAGGAAACUUGUGGAUGAUGCUUCCAAGUUUCUGAAUGAUAAAGUGACCAAAGCUGUGGUGACAGUACCAGCUUACUUUAAUGAUUCACAAAGGACAGCUACAAAGGAUGCUGGGCGUAUCGCCGGGUUGGAAGUUCUGAGAAUCAUCAAUGAGCCUACUGCUGCAUCAUUGGCCUAUGGUUUUGAGAAGAAGAACAAUGAGACCAUUCUUGUUUUCGACCUUGGUGGUGGUACAUUUGAUGUUUCAGUGCUUGAAGUUGGUGAUGGGGUCUUCGAAGUACUGUCUACUUCAGGGGACACACAUUUGGGUGGUGACGAUUUUGAUAAGAGGAUUGUCGAUUGGCUUGCCUCUGACUUCAAAAGGAAUGAAGGAAUUGAUCUGUUGAAGGACAAACAAGCCCUUCAAAGGCUAACUGAAACAGCAGAGAAAGCAAAAAUGGAGCUCUCUACUUUGACCCAGACAAACAUCAGUUUGCCUUUCAUCACUGCUACGGCUGAUGGGCCGAAACAUAUCGAGACAACCCUUACAAGGGUGAAGUUUGAAGAACUCUGUUCUGAUUUGCUUGACAGGGUAAAAACCCCAGUUGAAAAUGCGUUGAGGGAUGCAAAGCUCAAUUUCAAAGACCUUGAUGAAGUAAUUCUUGUCGGUGGGUCGACCCGUAUCCCUGCAGUCCAGGAGCUUGUGAAAAAGCUGACAGGAAAGGAACCAAAUGUCACUGUAAAUCCUGAUGAAGUUGUUGCUUUAGGUGCUGCGGUUCAGGCUGGUGUUUUGGCUGGAGAUGUAAGCGAUAUCGUUUUACUGGAUGUAACGCCAUUGUCUCUUGGUCUUGAAACUCUGGGAGGUGUGAUGACCAAGAUUAUCCCAAGAAACACCACAUUGCCCACCUCCAAGUCAGAGGUUUUCUCAACUGCUGCUGAUGGUCAAACCAGUGUGGAGAUCAAUGUCCUCCAAGGAGAGAGGGAGUUUGUCAGGGAUAACAAGUCGCUAGGAAGUUUCAGAUUGGAUGGCAUUCCCCCCGCACCUCGUGGAGUCCCCCAGAUCGAAGUGAAAUUCGAUAUCGACGCCAACGGAAUCCUCUCCGUCUCUGCUGUCGAUAAGGGCACGGGCAAGAAACAAGACAUUACCAUCACUGGUGCGAGCACAUUGCCAAGCGACGAGGUUGAGAAGAUGGUGAAGGAUGCAGAGAGAUUCGCAAAGGAAGACAAGGAGAAGAGAGACGCCAUCGACACCAAGAACCAGGCCGACUCCGUCGUGUACCAGACCGAGAAGCAGCUCAAGGAGCUCGGAGACAAAGUCCCAGCUCCAGUGAAGGAAAAGGUUGAGGCCAAACUGCAGGAGCUCAAGGACGCGAUCGCUGGUGGAGCAACCCAGACGAUCAAAGACGCAAUGGCUGCGCUGAACACCGAGGUGAUGCAACUCGGGCAGUCUCUCUACAACCAACCAGGCGCAGCCCCUGGCGGUGAACCUGGUGCUUCUGCUGCUGCCUCAGAUUCUUCGUCGUCGGGCAACGGGCAAGAUGGAGACGUGAUCGACGCAGACUUCACCGACAGCAAGUGAGCAGAAGGAGUGUGUUUGAUGAUCCAUCCUGUCCUGCAUUUUGCUCCAGAAGAUGUGCAUAUAAGAUGAUUGUUUCUGGUGGAGAGGUUGAUCAAGUAGGGAGUGUGGUAGAGAAGGUAGGAAAUAUGAUACUUCAGUGUUCAGACUGUAGGUCCAAAACCCAGAAUCAAUGAAGACAAACCCAGCAAAAAGAAUUCCGAACGGCAUUGGAACUGGAAAAGAUCAAUCCAACUCGUUUAAUUACAAACAGGAAAUUCCAACACAGAGUUCAACCACUCCAUCAAUUCAAUUCUUCCCGGUUCUUAUUCUUAAUUAUUAUUGUUAUAUGACAAAUGACUCCAUUGCCUGCAAGCAGCAUAUUUAAAGCCAUACCAAGGAACAUAAACUAUAACACUGAUCGGAUCAGGAUCAGCAUCAGCUAAGCUGAUUAUUAAUCAUGGCGACGACGGCCCCGAAUAAGUUUGCGGUGCUGAUGUUGAUAGCCUUGGUCGUCCUUCCUCCCUGCUGUAACGCCUCCUUCUAUAUCGACUUCUUCUGCUUUUUCUACAUUUUAAUUGCCUUACCCACAUGAUAUUCAGAUUUGUACUCUCGAAUCGCUUGCAGGUCUUUGGCAUUCGAGCGAGUCGAGGAGUCUGGCGACCGACUCGUCGCCGCCGGCGGCUUUCGUUAGCAACCGCACGAAGAGCGGUAGUAGUAGCAGUAGUUCGGUACAACUGUGGGACUGUCAGGACAGUUCGAUGGACAGUAUUUGUCGAUCGAAUCAUCCUCGUAUCUGUGACGGUGGAUGUGCAGGUUCUGAUUUGUGUUAUAGCUGUGAGGUGAUUUACGAUUGCGACAAUCGAGUUUGUGGAUGUCACUGUGUUAAUGACGACUAGAAGAGAAGAUUAAAACAUGAAGCAGUCGGUUAUGUUCACUUCUAUUUUCGUUUUUUAUUUUCAUGUCAUGAAUUUGGCAACUGAAACGAGAAAACUUGUUUCUAUUCGUUUCCAACUAUGAAAACAGAAAGUAACAACUUCCUGCUGUUUUCGGAAACGACAAAAUGUUGUUUUCAGUUUUCACCCAUUUUCAACAUCUGUUUUCUAAAAAACAGGAAACAGAAUUGAAAGUAAAGAUUGUCCUAAAGU
Molecule: messenger RNA, 3608 nt
Organism: Linum trigynum
Lineage: Eukaryota; Viridiplantae; Streptophyta; Magnoliopsida; Malpighiales; Linaceae
Source: the annotation of a GenBank genome assembly